Mesoplodon densirostris (Blainville's beaked whale) is the source of this 984-nucleotide messenger RNA. RefSeq names its product olfactory receptor 2D3. Gene Ontology annotation, cellular component: membrane. The record is from RefSeq and is a predicted model, not a curated record. The transcript has a single exon. Lineage: Eukaryota; Metazoa; Chordata; Mammalia; Artiodactyla; Ziphiidae. Gene Ontology annotation, biological process: G protein-coupled receptor signaling pathway. Gene Ontology annotation, molecular function: olfactory receptor activity; G protein-coupled receptor activity. The coding region runs from base 43 to 984 and encodes 313 amino acids.
UCUUUUUGUUUGUGCCAAACAGGUAAACAAGCAUAAAUCUCAAUGGGAGAAGAAAACCAGACUUUUAUGGCUGAGUUUAUUUUCCUUGGCCUUUCACAGGACUUGCAGACCCAGAUCCUGCUGUUUAUUCUUUUUCUUAUCAUUUCUCUGUUGACUGUGCUUGGAAACCUGCUCAUCACUAUUCUCAUCUUCAUGGAUUCUCGACUUCACACCCCCAUGUACUUUUUUCUAAGAAAUCUCUCUUUCACAGAUCUCUGUUUCUCUACUAGUAUUGUCCCUCAAGUGUUGGUCCACUUCCUGGUAAAGAGGAAAACUAUUUCUUUUUUUGGGUGUAUGACACAGAUCUUUGUUUACCUUCUGGUUGGGGGCACAGAAUGCGCACUGCUGGCAGUGAUGUCCUAUGACCGGUAUGUGGCUGUCUGCAAGCCCCUGCACUACUCCACCAUCAUGACCCCACAAGUGUGUCUCCAGUUGGCCAUAGGGUCCUGGGCCAGCGGCGCACUAGUGUCUCUGGUAGAUACCACCUUUACUUUCCAACUUCCCUAUCAAGGACAGAACAUUAUCAAUCACUACUUUUGUGAACCCCCUGCCCUCCUGAAGCUGGCUUCAGCAGAUACUUACAGCACAGAAAUGGGCAUCUUUGCAAUGGGUGUGGUCAUCCUCUUAGCUCCUGUCUCCCUGAUCCUUGUCUCCCACUGGAAUAUCAUCUCCACUGUGAUCCAGAUGCAGUCUGGGGAGGGGCGGCUCAAGGCUUCCUCUACCUGUGGCUCCCAUCUCAUUGUUGUUGUCCUCUUUUAUGGAUCAGGAAUAUUUACCUACAUGUGGCCAAAUUCCAAGACCACAGAAUGGGAUAAAAUGAUAUCUGUGUUCUAUACAGUGGUGACUCCAAUGUUGAACCCCAUAAUUUAUAGCCUGAGAAGCAAGGAAGUCAAAGGAACUCUCAGGAAACUGGCUGGAAGAAAGCCCUUUUCUCAGAGACGGUGA